GCAGGCCAGGAGAGAGCCACUCUGCUCCUCGGGAUAUGCGGCCUCAACGUCUAUGGGAACACUGAUUGGGUUACUCACUGCGUCGUGAUUACUAGGGUCAACAAGUUUCUUGGGAGUAGAAGAAGAAUACCAGAAGGUACUGAAGUCAUUGAAACAACGACAUGAACAUCGCCAUCUACCUCCGCAUUGUGUUCUUCGUGACCUCGCUCCUCGAUUUCGUGGACUGCGUGAACAUAUUGGCCAAGGUCUCUGUCAACAGCAGUCAGGAAUUAUCAGCCACCCACAAGGAUUCAAGUGAACCAUUAUCAACCGACAUUCGAGCGAUAAUUGAAGAGUUGAACAAGGAUCCGUCCAUUCACUUCGAACUUCUCUACGAUAGACAACAUGAAGAAACUGCAAGCAGCGUCUUCAAGAACAUCCCAGCCGGGCUGACGAUGUUCCUGUACGAGCGAGCGAUGUCGUUACAGCAGCUGUUGAAGCCGCCAUCGUCAGGAGCGACGUUUUUGCUGACUCUCUGCUCCUCCCAGAACAUCUUGGAUGUUUUUCAAAAGAUCCGGAACCUACGUCUGGAGAGCCACUGGGUGAGGUGGAUUUUGAUGGUGGAAGGAGAAACGGAAAGAGACGGAGUGAUGGCGUGGCUGGAUGGGAUCUUGAACGAAGGGACCCAGGUGGCCAUCUUGACCAGAAUUUCGGUGGGACACCUCUCGGUGUUUACGUCCCGCCUGACCUUCCGUGGUACCAUGGGGUUUGCCUAUCGAGGCGUCUGGGACAAGAGCAGCAGAGAUGGUGUCCGCGGUCUCCGCCAGAUGGUGACCUCGAAUGACCUGGGUCUGUACAAGAACAUGCGGGGGAGGACGUUGACCGUGACGGCCCUGAACGUGUGGCCCUUCUUUGCCCUGGGGCAGCAAUACCCGGACGGGAGUUACGAGGCCAAGGAGGGCAUUGAUGUCAGGAUCGUGGAGACCUUGAGUUCUGCCUUGAAUUUUACGUACCGCGUAGUCCGUCCAUCAGACGGUGCUUGGGGCUACCCCCAAGCUGACGGUACAGUGACGGGUAUGAUUGGCAUGGUGUCGAGACGGGAGGCACACCUGGCUAUCACUAUCAUCGCCAUCAAUGAGAAGAGGGAAGAAGUCGUGGACUUCACCAUCGGAUAUUACCGCGGACUGCUGAAGAUCUACUCGAGGGCCCCCAGGCAGAAGAACAGGGCUUUGGCGGUCAUGUCCUCCUUCGAUUCUCUGGUAUGGAUCUGCAUCAUGGCCACUACCCUCGUCAUGGGACCUCUGGCCUACCUGGCGUCGGUCUCUCUAGACCCAGAGGACUGGAAAGAAGGCCCAAGUCUCAGGAAGGUCCAGGAGUACGUCUUCGGGAUGUUCAGUAACCUGGUUUUGCAAGACAAUCGCGUCUCUCCUCUUAAGUGGCCUGAGAAGGUCAUCUUUCUGUCGUGGUACCUCUUCUGCCUCGUCGUGUCAGCCUUGUAUUCCGGAAUGCUGACAGCCGUGCUGGCCGUUCCGUCGUACGAGAAACCCGUCGACUCUUUGGAGGAGUUGCCCAGGGCCGUGAAAGAUGGUUUUACCAUUGGCGUGAUGGCUGACUCGACCAACGAAUAUCUCUUCAGGGAUGCGACUUACGGCAUCUACAAGGACACGUGGAAGCUUUUCAAUCACGAAGACAGGUCCAAGAGCUUCGUAGACAGCCCUGCUACGGGUAUCGCGAGAGUCUUGGAGAAGAAAUUCAUCUACAUGGGGCCAGCUAUCCUGGGAGAUGCCAUCGCCAAGAAAUACGGAAGCAGUCAGUUCCACUUCGGGAAGGAGACGUUUUUCCCCCAGGAUGCAGCCAUCGCCUGUCCCCCUGGGUCCCCUUACGUCCAGAGCUUCAAUCGAGUACUGGCGAGACUGGUGGAGGGGGGCCUGAACGUCAAAUGGGAAAAGGACGAAAUUCGGAAAGUACCGGAGAAACGUUCGGCCGAAGAUGGUCGGCCCAAGAUCUCGGCCAUUAGCAUCACCCACCUCCAGGCAGCAUUCUUCAUAGUCGUGAUUGGGAUAUUGGUGUCUGCCGCGGUAUUACUCAUGGAAAACGUCUACUUUUUCUUGGUUUGAGAGAGAGAGAGAGAGAGAGAGAGAGAGAGAGAGAGAGAGAGAGAGAGAGAGAGAGAGAGAGACAGAGCUUGGUUACGUGAAUGUAAUAAAUUUUUAAAAAGAUAAUAUAAGCAAUAUUUAUGGAUAUGA
Messenger RNA from Macrobrachium nipponense, 2225 nucleotides. Its product is annotated as glutamate receptor ionotropic, delta-2-like. Gene Ontology annotation, molecular function: ligand-gated monoatomic ion channel activity. Gene Ontology annotation, cellular component: membrane. Bases 162 to 2096 code for a protein of 644 amino acids. The record is from RefSeq and is a predicted model, not a curated record. NCBI's taxonomy places the organism in Eukaryota, Metazoa, Arthropoda, Malacostraca, Decapoda, Palaemonidae. The transcript is spliced from 15 exons.